This is a messenger RNA of Pseudoliparis swirei, 1606 nucleotides long. It is a transcript of the gene nelfb, whose product is annotated as negative elongation factor complex member B. The transcript has 10 exons. The record is from RefSeq and is a predicted model, not a curated record. Gene Ontology annotation, biological process: negative regulation of transcription elongation by RNA polymerase II. Gene Ontology annotation, cellular component: NELF complex; nucleus. Lineage: Eukaryota; Metazoa; Chordata; Actinopteri; Perciformes; Liparidae. Bases 386 to 1606 code for a protein of 406 amino acids.
AGUUGGCAUAUAUGUUGUAUUUUGCAGCAAAGUGCUGUCUCAUUCAUAUUUACACCAUUUCAAGCCCUUAGCCUCUAACACGCGGAACAUAUCCCGUCUCGGGUGUUUCUGGCGGACUGUUUACACAGUUACAACACGGAAAAGUGUUUCCGGCGGACUGUUUACUCAGUUACAACACCGGAAGUUCCCGUGGCUUCACGGUUUGAAGUCUCAGGGGUCCGAAGCGCAGAACAUAUCCCGUCGUGGGUGUUUCCAGGGGACUGUUUUCACAGUUACAACACCGGAAGUCUUCUCCGCCGCACGGAGCGUGGUGUGUAGUCGUGUAGCGGCAUCUCUUCGCUCUCGGAGCCGCGCGGUCGGACCCUGAUCGCCGCCGCACAGCAACAUGUUCGCGGGGCUGCCGGAGCUCGGCAUCUCCAACGGGGAGGACCUGAAGGAGACGCUCACCAACUGCACCGAGCCGCUGAAAGCCAUCGACCAGUUCCAGAUGGAGAACGGCAUCCUGCUGCCCACCCUCCAGUCGGCGCUGCCCUUCCUCGACCUCCACGGGACGCCCCGGCUGGAGUUCCACCAGUCCGUCUUCGACGAGCUGCGGGAGAAGCUGAUGGAGCGAGUCGCCACCAUCGCCGAGGGCAAGGACGAGGAAAGGUACGGGAAGCUCGAGGAGCUGCUGGAGAAGAGCUUCCCGCUGGUCAAGAUGCCCUCCAUCCAGCCUGUGGUGAUGCAGGUGCUGAAGCACCUCCCCAAGGUGCCGGAGAAGAAGCUGAAGAUGGUGAUGGCGGACAAGGAGCUGUACAAGGUGUGCGCGGUGGAGGUGAAGAGGCAGAUCUGGCAGGACAACCAGGCUCUGUUCGGGGACGAGGUGUCUCCGCUCCUCAAGCAGUACAUCGUGGAGAAGGAGGCGGCGCUGUUCAGCAGCGACCUCUCCAUCCUGCACAACUUCUUCAGCCCGUCGCCCAAAGCCAGGCGCCAAGGCGAGGUGGUCCUGAAGCUGACGCAGAUGAUCGGGAAGAACGUGAAGCUGUACGACAUGGUGCUGCAGUUCCUCAGGACGCUCUUCCUGCGCACCAGGAACGUCCACUACUGCACGCUGAGGGCCGAGCUGCUGAUGUCCCUCCACGACCUGGACAUCAGCGAGAUCUGCUCCGUGGACCCCUGUCACAAGUUCACCUGGUGCCUGGACGCCUGCAUCCGGGAGAAGUUCGUGGACGGCAAGCGAGCCCGAGAGCUGCAGGGCUUCCUGGACGGGGUGAAGAAGGGCCAGGAGCAGGUCCUGGGGGACCUGUCCAUGAUCCUGUGUGACCCCUUUGCCUGCAACACUCUGGUGCUGAGCCUCAUCAGGAACCUGCAGGAGCUGCUGAGCCAGGACGCUCUGCCCAGGGACAGUCCUGACCUGCUGCUGCUGCUGAGGAUGCUGUCUCUGGGUCAGGGGGCCUGGGACAUGAUCGACAGCCAGGUGUUCAAAGAGCCUCGUCUGGACUCCGAGGUCGUGACCCGCUUCCUGCCCAUCAUGAUGUCGGUGGUGGUUGAUGACCACACCUUCACCGUGGAGCAGAAGCUGCCCGGAGAGGAGAAGAGCUCCACGCCUGCACACAUGUUCCCCUGA